UUUCCACCCCACCCUACCCCCCCCCCCCAUUUUCCACCUAUAUAUACAUUUCUGUUAUUUCUUCAAAACUCAUAAAAACAGAGUCAGUCUUCCUUACAACCCUUUCUUCUUCUUCUUAUUCAGAGGUUUUAAAAUCAAGAAAAUGGAGAGGUUGAACUCAAAGCUGUACAUUGAGAACUGUAUGAUCAUGCAAGAGAAUGAAAAACUGAGGAAGAAAGCACAGCUUUUAAAUCAAGAAAAUCAACAAUUGCUUUCACAGCUGAAGCAGAGGCUAACUAUGGGUGGGCAAAAUGUCAAUAAUGCCCCUACUACUUUCACUGACCUCAAUCUUGGGUCUUCUAGUUCUAGGAACAAUUAAGGGUGUGAAAUGACCAAAAAGACAAAUAUCACCUUUUGUUAACCCCCAUUUGUUUUGGUUUUGUUGGGUAUGGGAAGGGCAUUAGGUGUCAAAAAGGAUGGUAUUAGUUUGCGUAGAUAGGGAUGUUAGGGGGGUCAAAUUGGAAUUUAGUAUUAAUGUAAGGUUUACUAUUUUAUAUAUUGGUUAUUAGGAAAGUUUUAUGGUUUAUGAUUAUUA
Molecule: messenger RNA, 574 nt
Organism: Helianthus annuus (common sunflower)
Lineage: Eukaryota; Viridiplantae; Streptophyta; Magnoliopsida; Asterales; Asteraceae
Product: protein LITTLE ZIPPER 3
Exons: 2
Coding region: 143-358 (71 amino acids)
Source: RefSeq, a predicted model, not a curated record